GUGACCGUAUAUUCUUUCACUUCUACCACCAUGAACGACACGCGCCAAUUUGGCGACCUCGCCACCCAGCUCGUCACAGAGUCACGUCGCUCGACGCAGACCGACAACUUGCUCAAGUACAACGAUUCCCUCGUUCGCUCUAUCAUACGCGAACAGCGCGACCUCGAAAAGGCUGCCCAAACACUCGCUAUCGAGGCCGAUCCCGACAAUUUGCCCCCUGCUCUGCUUAUCUAUCAGACUGCAAUCAGUCGUAACAAGCGCUGUCUAUUGGCAUAUCACACCCAUCGUCUCGACCACCUUAAAGACAUGUACUGGGCAGUGGGCGGGGCACUCCCUCACAUUCUAUCCAACUCCGAUAUCCGGGGCAAACUUUCUCCUCAUGAAGUCGACUAUUUACGUCAGUAUAACAGCACCGUCAUGGAGUUUCGAGGAGAAUUUUCAUACGAGCUCGACAUCAUGGCCGGAAUCACAAAUCCGCCCAAGGACCUUUUAGUCCUUGUGCACGUCGUGAGGGACUGCGGGGUUAUCCAGACAGAGCAAGGCAGCAUCGAUUUCCAAAAGGAUCAACGAUUUAUGGUCCGGAGGGCAGACAUCGAACACCUCAUCGUUCAAGGGUACUUAGAGGAGGUUUCAUAGGUGACAGCGUAAUGCUCUGUUUCCGAGUAUG
Guyanagaster necrorhizus is the source of this 667-nucleotide messenger RNA. RefSeq names its product GINS complex, Psf1 component. Gene Ontology annotation, biological process: DNA replication; DNA strand elongation involved in mitotic DNA replication. The transcript is spliced from 2 exons. The coding region runs from base 31 to 636 and encodes 201 amino acids. NCBI's taxonomy places the organism in Eukaryota, Fungi, Basidiomycota, Agaricomycetes, Agaricales, Physalacriaceae. Gene Ontology annotation, cellular component: GINS complex. The record is from RefSeq and is a predicted model, not a curated record.